GAAACUGAUGGGUGCGUCUUCAUGGCUAACACUGAUGUAUUCUCGCCGGAAUGUCUCAAACAGCCGGAUUACUUCACUACUGCAAUGCCUGGGUAUGGUGGGAAGUACUUGCCUCCAGAACAAAACAACAAUACUUUAAAAUACGAUAGCUACUUAGAGACUUCACAAUCUAGUUUCAUGACUAACUAUCCUUACUGUUCGACAUAUUUUGUAAACGAAAAUUUAAAUAACAGACCAUGUUCUCCUCUCGAUUUGAAAAGAAGCCCUAUGAGCGCGCCUACAAAUAAUCCCAUAUCGCCGAGUGGAAGCAUAGAAGGACAAUUUAUGAAGUACGGAAUUGUUAAAGAGUAUUCACAAAACAUAAUUAGAGAACCCGAAAGACAAUCCAUAAAGGACUUACACAACACUGCACGAAAUUUCUCACAGAUGUAUCUGAACGGAAAUUAUACUAAUAGAACUCUUUACGACAACACCGGCAAGGUGUUCCGAUGUCAUGAAUGUGGAAAAACUUUCAAGCGUUCUUCAACACUGAACACACAUCUUUUAAUUCACAGCGACACGAGACCUUAUCCUUGUGGAUUCUGCGGGAAAAGAUUUCAUCAGAAAUCUGACAUGAAAAAGCAUACAUAUAUACAUACAGGUGAAAAACCACAUCGAUGUACAGUUUGCGACAAAAGAUUUAGUCAGUCAUCAAAUCUGAUCACGCACAGCAGAAAACACACCGGCUACACUCCUUUCAGUUGUGAGAAGUGUGGGCGAACCUUUCAACGUAAACUUGAGCUAAGAAAACACCGAGAAACGGGCAUGUGCUAAUACAGAAAGGCGGAAGAUAAUGGUAAUAAGUAAACGCAUGGUAAAAACAGAAAUACUGGGAAUGCAAUAAUGUGCAACUGGAAAAAGUUGAACAUGAGGACGUCAGACUAUGGACAUGGGCUGCAUUUAGACAGAACAUUGGUGUUUACAAAAAAAACUGAUAUGCUGAAAUAACUCGAGAUAACAGUUUAUGUAAAAAGUCACCAUUGGACGCGAAAUGUUUUGAACAAAAAAACAAAUAGAGGUCAUCCGAUGGAAGUCUCAACCAAAUAUUAUUUAUUGUCCCUUGUAUUAUAAUGCGUUUGCACUCCUCUGUCCUUUCCGUCUGAUUCAAGUAAAAUGCUAUAUAUCAAUAAUCGAUGAGGGAAAUACCCCAAGCGUCUAUCUUAUUCGGAUUAAUUAUGACACUUUUUUUUUCUAUACAUUUUUGCGUUAGAAAAACCACUUCGUGAACAAUGUGUUCAUCGCAUCGCCCUUCUUUCAUUCAACGUUUAUAAGUUGUGAUAGUUGAUUUAUUUAUCAUAUUUAAUGUAUGUUAUAUACCAUGUGCAUAUAUAAUGAAAAUACAGGAUAACGAAACAGUUUAUCCAUAGGGGUACUCCAUGUACUCUUCAUACAAGAAUUAUCAAGGGUAAACAAAACAAUAUGGAGAAUAACUGAUUUCUUUUUCUUUUUAUUAUCCUUUUUAUUUUGCAUUCAACAACUGCAGUCAGAUUAACUAGAAGCUAUUAAGAGAGGAAGUUGUGACUUUUUAUGGAAGUCAUCGUCCAGCCGUCCCUAACAGAGAAUGAUUUAAAGAUAUUGCAGCUUAAAAGUUAAGAAAAAUAGCUAUCAUUGAAAGCAGCUGUUUUAGUGUUAAUGAAGUCAUUCACACACUGCUGAAUAAACCAUUUAGCUAAAACUUUUUUAUUAAGGUUAAUAUGUAAAGUUUUUUAUGCUUCAGAUAGAUGUAAAGCAUGAUAAUUUCCUUAUUUCUCGAUGAAAAAAGUAAUGAAAAAAAAUUCUGAAACAAUGAACUGCAGUUCAAAUCAAUUUCAAAAUAUAGAUUAAAUCCGUCAUUUCGUAUUUUGUUGCCAUAAAAACAGUGUGGCUUCUAUUUUGAUGAAAUAUUGAAAAGUUCGUACGUUUCUAAACUUUAAGGCGACUUUGAAAUUCUUUCUAUAUCUUAAAUUGCAGACACAAUAAAAUAAAAAAGAUAACGUUGCCCUGCUCGUUAAUGAUAUACACUAAAAUUGAUAAGUUUAAAACAUUAUACAUUUAAAUAUUGUAAAUAUAUAAAUUCAACCAAUCCUUUAGAAAAACUAGGGCUUAACUGAAUCUGUGUAAUGAAUCUUUCUCACAAAUCGUUAAAAACAUUAAUUUUGUCUGACUUAAGUUUUCAUUGCUUUUAUUUAUCCUCUUUGCUGGUUUUUACAGCUUUACAGUGACAAAAUGAUUACUUGCAGUUUCUUUUUAAUUAUACCAGUAUGCAACAAUUAUGCUGCCAGUGUCAUGGUAUGCGGGCCUGUAU
Mercenaria mercenaria is the source of this 2323-nucleotide messenger RNA. RefSeq names its product zinc finger protein sens-like. The coding region runs from base 22 to 813 and encodes 263 amino acids. The record is from RefSeq and is a predicted model, not a curated record. The transcript has 2 exons. Gene Ontology annotation, cellular component: nucleus. Lineage: Eukaryota; Metazoa; Mollusca; Bivalvia; Venerida; Veneridae.